ACUUUCCACGAACAAAAACGCAACUGCCUCGAGGCUUAAGAAGAACCUCGUGCUGCGCUGGAAAUAGGGCUUGGGACUUGCGUGUACAGCAGAGCUUGCCCAAGGAGGGAAUCCUUGCCAGGCAUUUGGAACCAUCUGGCAGAGUCUGGCACUUAUCAAAAUCGAGCCAGUGAUUAUCGAGCACGGGCUGAAACAACGCGCUGCAACGGUGUUUGGUUGUCCGUUCAGCCGCCAUGCUCCCUAUCGCUAACUUGAAUCUCAAAGACCUCUACCAAUCAACCUUCGAAUUCUUUGCCUCGCGUAGUCCUUCCUUCUCUUUCAGUGCCUUCAGCGCUGAAGACUCUGUCUCUGAGAUAUCCUUUCCCUUGACGCCGAGAGACCCGACACCAAGAAACUUUUCCUCAGACGAGGAGUCUGCUUCAUUACGUGACAGGUUGGAUGCUGCCGAACACACCGACUAUUGUCACACUACGUCCACUUGCAAUCCCUCUUUCGGUGCAUCUGCUGCAGCUUCCACUCUUUAUUCAAUGCGCCGCGAACACGAUGCUACAAAAAACGAACUCUCCAGAACCCAAGCAGAAGUUGCUCGCUGGGAGGAGAGGUAUAAAACCCUCGAGAAGACCCUCAAAGAAACGAGGGAUCUCUUGAAGGUCAGAGACCAGGAGAUCCAGGUGCUUAAGAAGGAGCGUGAAAGGCACUCUCCUGAGCGUCAUCGCCCCUCCUCGCACAUCGAUCGUCGACGAAGCCGUGAUCUUGCGCAUCACCGAUCAGAUUCAUCUCAGUCACAGCAGAUUCGACUGAGCGCUGACUGGUCAGAGAUCCGUGACGAUACCUUAUCGCAGGCCAACGGCAACCAUCGCCGCAAUGGCAGCGACCCUCACCCAGAUAACAUGUCCACUGUGUCCGAGGAAGAGCGAGCCCAGUCUCGCAGCUUAGAGACUUUCCUGAACAAGAUUGAUUUGUGGUCUGGAGCGCAGGUCAUACAAGCCGUGCAAGACCUCAACUCUGAAAUCCUCCAAUUCGCCGCAUCUGCCACAGAGCUCUGCACGUUCUCGAAGCAGCGCCCUAACUCAGCCAAGGUUACUCAAGCUUCCUCCGAAGUUGCCACGAGGUUGGGUGCUGCCCUGAGUCGCUUAUUGGCAACUCGGGAUCACUCCCAAGACCCCAUGCUGGUUCAGCUAGCUCUCCAGGGUUGCAUCUCGUACUGCAUAUCCAGGGCACUAUCGUCGUUUUGCAUCGGUUACCAGUCCAAGGCCAACAUCACUUUGACCCAGAUUUAUACCCACAUGUUCCACUCAGAACCUCAGCCGACCUCAUCGCGAUGGAGAGCACUGACUCACAAACACAUCCAUGAGCUCCACCCCGAACUUAAUGAAUACGCAAUCAAUGAGAUGACGGAAACGAUCUUCCGCUGGUCGCUAGACAUAUUCCUCAUCUCUGGCAGCACUAAUCCGCAGCCCAAUCCGGCUUCGCGCGAGAACUUCCGUGCGCGCUUCGGGGCCCAAGUCAAACGUAUCUCGAAGGCCGCUUGCAGGCUAGCGCAGGUGACGAAGGAGGAGAUCAUGUCGGCGAACUUCGAGGUUAUUGCUGCGGAUAGUGGCCAGCCGUUUGACGGGCAGGAGAUGUUGGAUGCGUUUGAAGACUACAAAUCGUCGGACGGCGUCGUUCUGUGCACGACGGAACUAGGCCUCCGGUGCUCGACGAGAAAGGCUACGAGUGAUGCGCCAGCUUCAGACGAAAGCAUAGAUCGGCGUAUUCUGUUACGACCCAAGGUGGUUCUCGAGUCUAUUGUAGAAGUUAUUGACCCGCGGUGAUGUCUCUUGUCUUGAUAACAAUCUUCUGCUACAUCUAUGUACCCUGCAUAAUCCCCUCAUUCAUCCAUACCACGCACUGUUUUUGUAUUGUCUUUGUACUUAUACUUCAUGGACGGUUACUGCUACUACUAGAUCACCUGGAUAUUGUUUAUCCGUAUUUGAUCCUAAAGCUGCUGUCCAACAAGAGCAAACAACCGUCCGAUCACCU
Suillus clintonianus is the source of this 2022-nucleotide messenger RNA. RefSeq lists its product as uncharacterized. The record is from RefSeq and is a predicted model, not a curated record. NCBI's taxonomy places the organism in Eukaryota, Fungi, Basidiomycota, Agaricomycetes, Boletales, Suillaceae. The coding region runs from base 234 to 1814 and encodes 526 amino acids. The transcript has 3 exons.